Molecule: messenger RNA, 3167 nt
Organism: Venturia canescens
Lineage: Eukaryota; Metazoa; Arthropoda; Insecta; Hymenoptera; Ichneumonidae
Product: transmembrane protein 64
Exons: 3
Coding region: 814-1674 (286 amino acids)
Biological process (GO): regulation of cytosolic calcium ion concentration
Cellular component (GO): endoplasmic reticulum
Source: RefSeq, a predicted model, not a curated record
UGUCAGCGCCAUCUUGCAGCCGAACGACAAUCUGCAAUCGUGGUGGUAAAGCUGCAAGUGCUGAAAAAAAAUCGCCGUGAAUAGACGACGGCGGCGACGACGAGAAUCGCAGCCAGUUGAGACAGUAGGGAAGUAGGCGGUGCCGGAGGAGGCGGAUCCGGGUUAGCGGUUUACUUAUAAAGGGAAAAAAAAAGUAAAACGUCAAAGGAACAAUUCGUGGUGUAAACGAUGUACCGCGUUUGACAGUUGCGCAUUUUUCUCCAACAACAAAUAACUCGCGGAAAUGUUUGGAAAGAAGAUUUAUAACGAAGUGAUGUUGAAUCCUUGGCGAAGAUUUAAAGUGUGGUGCAUCGCGUCUUCCAUCCAGAAUUUUGGAUUACAUUGACGUGUCAUAAAAUGUCAAAAAGAGACAGUUGAACGUCAAAAAUAAUAACAAGCAGAGAAAGUCAAUCGAUCUCACGCGCGUACCUCCUUCGGAUUUUUUUUUUGUUAUUAUACCUAUUUCUAUAAUUUUUUUAACUCCCCAACUUUACUACGAAACUUGGAAACACCAUAGAAUAUCAAGAGGUUAUGUUUUAUCAACCUCCUUCCCAUGUUUGUUUACUUUACCUUACCACGUUUCACUACAAAGGAAACUUGGCUCCAAUUUGACUGAAUCGAAAUUAAGCGUUGUUAAACAAUCUCAAAUUUCAGAGUACCUGAAAUUUAUCGUUAUUCUUUGAGCUCCUUUUCGUUGAAAAAUUUCAAAUAGAAAUAGAAAAUACAAAAAAUAAAGUUAGGAGUAUUAUUGAAAAGAAGAAAAAGGCAUAGAUUAUGGAUAUAAUCGACAUAGAAAGCCUUGAGUCCAGUGCAAGACCUUCCAAAAAUGUACCAUCGAUGCGAUGUAAUUGCAUCAGUGCUAAUUCCAUUUGUUAUGUUACUGUGACUAUAGCGACUUUGGCUCUCCUUGGUGCCAUUGUUUUUGUUUGUCGCGAUUACAUCAAAAUUUUGCUCUACUGGAUCAACAAUCAAGACACCUGGAUCGUCACAGUCAUAGUUGUUGCACUUUUCACCGUUGUCUCGUUUCCCAUUGUCAUCGGCUACUUGUUUCUAAUCAUCGCCAGUGGCUAUUUAUUUGGUAUUCUGCAAGGAAUCACCAUGGUCAUUAUUGCCGCUAAUCUCGGAAUAGCAAUAGCUCAUACCACUCUCAGAGCUCUUUCCUCCAGAUUGCCUGUCGGCACGCUUCUCAGGAGUGAAACUGCCAAAGCUAUACUCAGAGUGAUAUCAGGCCCUCAAGCCUUUCGAGUUGUUCUUUUUGCCAGAUUGACACCAAUUCCAUUCGGCCUUCAGAACACCAUAUUUGCAGUGAGCAAUAUAGGAGGUUUGCGUUAUCACAUAGCCAGCGCAAUUGGACUUUUUCCUGCUCAAUUUAUCAACGUAUAUCUUGGUAGCAGUUUGCACUCGAUGCAAGAAGUACUCGAAGAUAAAUCAGCAGCAACAACGGGCUAUAUCGUCUUCUGUUUUCAGAUACUCGUGGGUGUAUCGCUGAUGGUAUACGUAGUACAGAAAGCACGAAGAGAACUUCAUCUCGCACUGUUGGAGGCCGACCUUGCCUCGAUGGCCGAUACUCCCCACUUUCUUCACGAGUCUAGCUUGCCGGACUCGAAGGUAUCGCUGACGAAUCUCAUUGCAUAAUAUGGCGCAGCGGAGAAAAAAAGGUCAUUAACGUUUUAUGUUCCUUUUAUUUUUUUCGCUCUUAUAAAAUCGCGAAAGUCAGGAAAUAGUUCAACGAAUAUAUGAAGACUGUUUAACCAGGUGAGAGAAGGGAGUUGAGAAAGAGUCAAAGACGAGAAAAAAUUCAGGGAAAAUAUAGAAAUUGAAAAGAAAAUGUUAAAUAAUAACAAAAUCGUAGAACAGAGAACAGCCAAUUCGAAUCCACGAAAUAAGGCGAUACGUCGCUAAUGUAGAAUUAUUUUCUACUCACUUUUUAUUCGCUCGAAAAUUACUGAGCCAGCCUCACGUAUUAUACUGAGAAAAUUACCCUCAUACACGAUACUUCAUUGGAUGUUCUUUUCGAAUAUACGUGAGCACGAGUCUCGAAGAUAUUUUUACCUUCAACGGUGCACACCGAUAAGAGAGUGCACUUCAAAUAAAUCGAAAUAAGAAGAAACAAAAACGUGCCAAACUUGGAAUCGCUCUACUGACGAUGAUUUACAUUCUGUUGAUUUUGCAUUUGAAAACUUGACUUGUUUUUCUAACUCGUUUACAAUGGUAUUUCAAUUUCUUCCUCGUUCUAUACAUUUUAAUUUUCGUCACGAUAUACCAGUUUUUUGUUUUUUUUUUACAUCGAGUUUCAUUUGAUGUAAUGCAAUUUUAUGUUCUCGGGAUAUGUUCGUUAGUGCAACUUGUUCGAUUUUCUAGAUCUCGAAGAGACGUGUAAAUAUUUGAAAAUGGAUCAUUUCACGUCACUGGGAAAAGGGGAGAAUUUCUAUUAUCGUUACGAAUUAACAGUUAUUGAUUAAUUUAUAAAGUUUCUACUCAAAUUGAGUCUUCCUUCGCUAGGGAAGGAUAAAACAAUCAAUAGACAAGAAGAACUUUAUUUUUUCAGAUUAUACAGGCUCGAUAUGAAAUAAUAUUGAAAAUAGAAAUUUUUUACACCCCAUUCCGAAGGUUUGAAAUGUCAGCAUAACCAAUAUUUGCCUUUACAAAGUCUGUGUUAUAAAAAUUCAAAAUUCUCGUUCCAUCGUUUUCUUUGUCUAUUAUUUCUGCCGGUUUAUUUUUAUUUUUGGUCCUCCUGACUGGCGAGUUUUUUUUUGCCCGCAAAUAUCUCUGAUGAAUAUAUAUUAGGAAGCAAAUUAAAAAGGAAUAAAAAUAAUGAACAGAAACUCUAUACACAUAUAUUUUAUAUUUACAACGAAAUGUACAUAGUCGAAAGGAAAAGUAUGAUCUUCAUGUACGUGUUCGUUCCUGUACACCGGAUCGAUGUUAAUUACAAAUAACUGUGAAUAUGAUAAAAAAAAAAAAAAACAUCUGACACUUCGGACAGUGUCAUACGUUUUAUAAAACUUAUUUAUAACUCACGCAAGGUUGUUACCAUAAAAACAAGCGUUAUUACGAUAACGGGAGUGUUGUUUAAAAUUUGUAAAACUGCAAUAAUGUACAAAAAUACAAAAUAUGAUGUAAAAACA